Molecule: messenger RNA, 2011 nt
Organism: Thunnus maccoyii (southern bluefin tuna)
Lineage: Eukaryota; Metazoa; Chordata; Actinopteri; Scombriformes; Scombridae
Exons: 2
Coding region: 89-1156 (355 amino acids)
Source: RefSeq, a predicted model, not a curated record
GCAAGGAAAACCUCUUUCACUGUUCAUAUGGACACUUGACUGUUGUUUUAAGACACACUUGAAAAAUGGUGAACCGGUCCUUUAGAAGAUGAAGGCAACACAUCCGUACGAUGUUUUGGAGGCGCUUCAUGAUCAUGACUAUUUGAAGAAGCCCGUCACUGUGAGAGAGCAGCUGCAGGCCACUCAGAUGGAGCUCGACUUCCUGGAGGAAAUAAGCAAAGAACUGAAAAGUGAGCAGUUCUUUCUCCAGCGCUUCCAAGGUGAGCCGGAGAUGAUCAUGUUUUACAGUGGAUUCAAAGACUACAACACACUCAAAACGUUCAACUUAGCCCUUCAGCCCACAGCGGAGACUAUUGGGAGAUGGAGUCACGUACUAAACCUUAAUAAUACUGAAGAAAACGCAAUGAACGCUGGCUUUGAUGCGCAGCACCUGUGUCUCCUUGAUCAGCUGUUCCUGUUCCUUUGCAGUGUGAGGUGGGGCUUUGUUCCUGUUGACAUGUCUGAGCGGUUCCACGUGUCACAGGCCAUAGUCAGGGCGACCUGUAUAACGUGGUGCCAGUACUUGUUCUUUAUGCUGGGAACUCUGCCAAUAUGGCCGAGCAGACAGGCUGUAGAUGAGCUAAUGCCGCUGUUCUUCAGAACGACGUUUCCCAAAACACGGGUGGUGCUGGACUCAACUAGGAUCCACAUCCAAACAGCAGCGUGCACAGGGAACUCUUCUGAUUAUAGAGGCACCACAACACUGAAGUCGCUGGUUGGUAUCAGUCCCUCUGGGGCAGUCAGCUUUGUCAGCAACGUCUUCACAGCCUCCCUCUCAGAUAAGGACAUCAUAAAAGAGUGCGGGAUUAUGAACCUCUUGGAGCCUGGUGAUGAAGUGAUGGCGAGCAAGAGCUUAGAUAUCAAAGACCUCCUGGAUGCCAUCGGAGUCAACCUCGUCAUCCCAACGUUCCUUAGGCCAAAGGGACAGUUGGAUGUAGACGAUGUGACACACACACAAGACGUUGUCCACUUGAGAAUCCACGUGGAGAGGGCGAUUAGACGCACCAAAGAGUACCACAUUUUUGAUGAUGCGGUGCUGUCCGGACUUUGUGGUUCAGUCAACCAGCUGUGGACAGUCUGUGCUCUGCUGACUAACUUUCAAGGUCCUCUGCUGUAAUAAUGUGUAGAGUUGUUCCAACUCUGAGAUUUUAUUUUUAAUUCGAGGGUAAACUUCUUGGGAAGCAUCAUCUCGUUUUCAGGGAGGUCUUAAUUUAGUAGACACUUUGCAAAGAUAACAAAUAUAUCAGGCUGAAUAUUUGGGGAAAUAUUUACAAAAUUAUGCACAAGAUGUAUAAUAUUUCCAUUUGAUAGGAUGUUGCAGCCAUUAAAAAACAUGGAGUCUUGGGUUUGUUCGCAUCACUAUAUAAUAUCAUAUAGCUUCAAUGAAGUGUUGGAAAAUAUACACUGUACUUUCAUACAGUGUGGACAAAUAUUUUCUCUCUAACUUUAGCAUAAUAACAUGUUUAUAGAAUAAGGUUGGUGUUAUUCUAUGUUUUUCUUAUUGUCAACAAAUCUCAUGAAAAGACUGAAACCAACCAUAUGUCAUUCUGUCUGUUGAUACUCUGACCUCCCCACCCUGUCUGUGCUCUCAGCACCAAGCUCACUGGUUUUAGUUAUUACUGUUUUUAACAGUAAUAACUAAAACAACUGAACUCUGUUGGUUUUAGAAAACAGUAGAAAAUGUACAUUUGUAUGUCAAUUUGAGUCGUUAGUAGGAUCAAGUCAUUGUUGGUUUUGGUCUUUUCUUUUGAUUUGUUGACAAUAAGAAUCACGCAGAAUAUCACCAGACUUAUAUUUUUGGGGAAAAAUCAGAUUAUUAUGUACAAUCAUAUAGAUAUGUGUGUCGAUAUGAAGGCCAUUUUUAAAAAGUACAUGUUUUAUUGAUGACAUGACUCAGUGUAACUAUGUAAAAAUGUUCACUAAAUUAAACAUUUAGCCAAAUUGCCCCAAUAUCUACUUUUUAAAUAUAAAA